AUGUGUGUCGUCUUGCUCAUAGACUUGGUUCUUCUGGAGAAGAAGUCGGCCUGUGACAUCAGGACUAUGCUGCGGGCGAUGCUUACAGACUCGGAGAGGAGACAGACCUUGAUUCAGGAGCUCAUCGAGUCCAACAACCAACUUAAAGAGGAGGCUCAGCAGCACGUUAGCCGCGCUGCCCGUCAGUCCCAGAAGGUGACCGAGUUGGAGGGAGUUCUGGACAGGGUGAAGAGGAAGCUGCAGGACCUGGAAGACAGUUACAUUGGCAAGGCCAUGCAGCAGCACAGCAAAGUGCACCACCUUCAACAGGACAAGAGAGAUGCACAGAAAUGGUGCCAGGGCCUGGAGCAGAAGCUGUCUGAGGAGAGAGAUGUGGUUUCCCAGCUGCAGAGGAAGCUCUACUUCACUGUGACAGAGGAAGAGAGGCGUUUUGCUAGGCAGAACCAGGUGUUCUGGCAGAUCCACAAGAGAUCAGCUCGGCCCAACUCACUAGUGGACCAGCAGGUGUUGGAUGUAAUUGAUAUCUAUGAGGCCCAAAUGGAACAGCCCCAAUCACAAAGCUCUCCUGAAGGUGACUUCCUGUACUUUUCUAACAUGAUAAACACCAGAACUCUUCAUGGUUCUGGAUGACUUGUCUUGAACAGUGUAACGACUGUUCCUCUUGCCCUUCAUUCCAUGAUCUUAGUUCUGAAUCAGGAAUGAAUUAGGAAGGAAAUUCAGCAGUUGAAGCAAGACUUGGAAUCUAGACCCACAGUGAAAGAGCUGAAGUCCUACAAAGAACAACUGAGACGCCUGGACAGACUUAUUCACCAGAGUAACAUGAAGUGGGGAAAAAUGACUGUCAUUCUUCUUGGAUAUGACGAGCACCACAGCUUAACCUCCUAGUUAACCCCUUCCUUACCUUAACCUAGAAUGCUGCCUGUCCUAUCGGUAGUCAUAUCUCCUUUACCUCCACCCCAGGUCUGUUCAGGAGUUUAAAGAAGAGGGGAGGGCUGCUCUGAGUAACCAGGAGGUGGCGAAGGCAAGGGCCUUGGCUGCCAGACACGAGAAGGUUCUGAAUGACAUCAGAGCGGUUUUGACUACUUCCGGGGCUCCACUGAGGCUCCAUAGACCGAGGCCAUCAACCAGCCAUCCCCUGUCCAACAGGGCCUCAGAGAUGGUCGAGUUUGACGAACUCCUCUCCACUCUGGAGAUGUGGGCUGACCAACUGGCUUCACUGAAGAUGAGAGCUGACUGUCUAUAAAGCGCAUCAAACAUGUAUGCAGCCAGGUCCAAUAGUCCAGUGUCAACUUGCCCUGUCAUUGAAAGCCAGAGUUUAAGAACUCUUCAUAUCUACAACAUCUGUUGUCUGUGAUAUGUAUGGCUAGAAUAGGCUUCUUUAAUCACGUCUGUUUAUCAUUGUCUAGAGACCCGAGUCUUUACUUGUCUGUCUCUCUCUGUGUGCUUAGGACUUGCACUGUGCCCUGAGUAAGUUGAUGCUGAGACUGUUACCAUGGCAGCCAGCAGGCGCUACUAGUCUUAUGGAAAGUGUUCGAGUGGAGGACCUUAUGCUACUGGUGGACAGUCUGCUAGAGGAGACCAACUCUGGGGAGGAUAAGGUUGGUAGUCCUUGCUUACAGCAGUGGCUGGAGUAACCAUGGAAACUACAUCUCAACUUUAGAUGAGGCAAAACAUACCUCAGAUCAUUUCUCAUGUACAAUGUUUGUGAUACAGCGAUAUUCUCCAAUUAUUUUUCUUUACAAAAAAUGUAUGAAAAGUUGUGUAUCGGUGAAAGCCGAACUCUAUGUGAAACCAACUCUAACCAGUUGCUGAGGAGCCCCACUAGGAACACACUCCAGUCCAUGGUGUCCCACUUCCAGAAGCUGUUUGAUAUAACCUCCCUCAGCGGAGUGUAUCCACGUAUGAAUGAGGUCUACUCCAGGCUUGGGGAGAUGACCAACGCUAUGAGGAACCUCAGGGACAUCCUGGCCCUGGGUAGGACUGUCUGUCUACAACUCAUUUGAGCUAUUCUACAGCACCAUUGGCACAUACUGUACUGGUCAAUUCAUGUUCUCCAGAACAUAACACUGAACAAAAAUGUAAAUGCAACAAAAUCAUUCAAUUGAAAUAAAUGAA
Messenger RNA from Oncorhynchus tshawytscha (Chinook salmon), 2115 nucleotides. Its product is annotated as centrosomal protein of 70 kDa-like. Gene Ontology annotation, molecular function: gamma-tubulin binding. The record is from RefSeq and is a predicted model, not a curated record. The coding region runs from base 1 to 630 and encodes 209 amino acids. The transcript has 5 exons. Gene Ontology annotation, cellular component: centrosome. Gene Ontology annotation, biological process: regulation of microtubule cytoskeleton organization; cilium assembly. NCBI's taxonomy places the organism in Eukaryota, Metazoa, Chordata, Actinopteri, Salmoniformes, Salmonidae.